Messenger RNA from Xyrauchen texanus (razorback sucker), 6669 nucleotides. It is a transcript of the gene frem1b, whose product is annotated as Fras1 related extracellular matrix 1b. Gene Ontology annotation, biological process: cell communication. NCBI's taxonomy places the organism in Eukaryota, Metazoa, Chordata, Actinopteri, Cypriniformes, Catostomidae. Gene Ontology annotation, cellular component: membrane. The record is from RefSeq and is a predicted model, not a curated record.
AGCGUGGAUUCAUCUGUAGCAACUGAACUGCCUGAAAAGAUGGGGGUGGCCUUCCUCGGUUUGACAUUGUUCACCUUGUGUCACCUUUGGCCACAUGUACAAAGUUCAAGUAUGGUUCGGUUAAACACCGGUCUUUGGGUAGCCAGGGGCCAGUCUGUGUUUGUAACAGAUGAAGAACUUCAGUUGCACACGGAUGGGAUAUCUGAAGCCUGUAAGGUGGAAGUGGUGGUCACUGAGCCCAUCACGCAAAGAGUGGGAAAGCUCACUCCUCAGGUAUUUGACUGCCAGUUCUUACCUGAUGAGGUCAAGUACGUCCACAAUGGCAGCCCACUUCUAGAUGAGGAUACCGUCAUGUUGAGGGUAUAUAGGUUUACAGACACUGAGACAUUCGUUGAGUCUGUCCUUCUAAGGGUAAAUGUGGUGGAACCUCAGAGAAGCCUAACAGAGCUUGGAAGCAUUCCUCUGGUGGUUCCAGAAUUCUAUGGUCUCUCCAAUGUCAUCAAUAGCAGUGUCCUUACCUUCAAAACCCAGCCUGGCACGAGCUGCACUGUCCGACUCCUAAGCUCUGAGAUCAAUGUCUCCAUGCUUGGUCAUCUGGUCAUUGAAGACCAUCUUGAAACAAUGCAGGCCCCUGAGCCUGGACCAAGAAAAGGACGCCAUACUGGAAUCACCUGUCCAGGAAACAAAGCCUGUGACUACAACACAAGGGAAGUAGAGUUCUUGAAGACUGACUGCACUGAGUUCCUUACUUCAGGUCUGAAGUACCAGCACCUCAGUCCUCCGUCACCUGAGAUUGAUUAUAUUCCAAUCAGGGUGGAGUUUAGGGACCAGACCUCUCGAGCUUUGUUGGAGACUGAGAGAAUCUGGUUACCAGUACUGAUCCAAGGGGCCAUGCAGAAUCAAGCUCCCCAUGCUGCCUUCAUGUCCACGUUCAUCUUGGAGGUAGAUCAAUUCAUCUUGACCCCCAUGACGACUGCGGCACUUGAUGCAAAAGAUGAUGAGACCCCUCAGGCCCAGUUGAUUUUCAAUAUAACCAAACCUCCAGCAGAGGGAUACAUAACUCACCUGGAUGAUCACACCAAAAUUGCUUCCUCCUUCUCAUGGGAAGAUCUAAAUGAGAUAAAAAUUGCAUAUCAGCCUCCAAACAGCAGCCACACAGCUAGAAGAAACUAUGAGGUUGAGUUUCAGGCCAUUGAUGGCUCAUUUGCAGAGAGUCCUCCUAUCUUACUGCACAUCUCUAUCCGCACCGCAGAGACCAAUGCCCCUCGAGUGUCUUGGAAUAUGGGGUUGGAUCUACUGGAAGGCCAAUCCAGACCAAUCACUUGGGAGCACUUACAGAUUGUUGAUAAUGACAACAUACAUGCUGUCACCUUAAUAGCUGUGGAUGGCCCCUAUAAUGGACACUUAAGUGUUAGAGGUGGCAAAGGUUUCAUGUUCAAGGUGAAGGAUCUCAGAGAGGGAGUUGUGAUCUAUCACCACUCUGACAGCGACACCACCAGGGACAACAUCGUCUUCCGAAUCACAGAUGGUCGCCACAGCAUCAGACACAAAUUCCCCAUCUACAUUCUUCCAAAAGAUGACACCCCUCCUUUUUUAAUCAAUAACGUUGCCUUUGAGGUCCAAGAGGGUGGCUCUGUUAGGGUGGAGGAGUAUAUGCUAAUGGCCUCAGACUUGGAUUCCAGUGAUGACUACAUUCAGUAUCAACUGCUUACUUUUCCCAGAGCUGGAGAGCUGGUCAAAAAAACAUCUCCACAUGAACCAGGUGUGCCAGUGAAGAGUUUCCUGCAGAGGGACCUGUUUCAGGGCCUAAUCUACUACAGACACUCAGGGGAAGAAGUGUUUGAAGACUCGUUUGAUUUCAUACUGUCAGAUCUCCAUCAGCCUCCAAAUCUCUCAGACAGACAUACUGUGGUGAUCAAUGUGUUCCCAGUGAAGGACCAGUUGCCAGUAGAAGUUACCGGUACAGUUCGCUCCAUCACUGUGAAAGAGACAGAGGUUGUUUACAUUACUCAGAAAAAUCUGCAUUUCAGAGACACAGAGCAUCCGGACACUGACCUUAUGUAUGUCAUCACCCAUCCCUGUUUCAGCCCAGGAAAUAGCAGGCUAUCAGAUGCAGGCAGGAUGUUUUACACAGACAGCGUCAGCGCUAUGAAAAAAGAUGCAACUGUACCAGUGCUCAAGUCUUUCACCCAGCAUGCAGUAAACCACCACAAAAUGGGUUACAUGCCUCCAAUAGAAGAUAUUGGCCCUGACCCACUCUUUGUGCAGUUUGUCUUUUCUGUGAGUGAUCACCAGGGCGGCACUCUCACCGGGCUCACCUUCAACAUCACCGUUAUUCCUGUUGAUAACCAGGCCCCAGAAAUGUUCACUAACAUGCUAAGGGUGGAGGAAGGUGGUGGUAGUUUCUUGAUGGAGGAGCACCUGUUGGUGCAGGAUAUGGACAGCUUAAAAGAGCAGCUCAGGGUACACUUGAAGACUCAGCCCAAACAUGGAAGACUGGAGCUGCAGGGCACUGAACUGCGAGAGGGAGACAGCUUCAGUCUGCAGGACCUCAAAGCCCUGAGGAUCAGAUACAUUCAUGAUGAUUCUGAGACCCUUAAGGAUAGCAUUGGUCUUACUAUCACAGAUGGAAUCAACUCUGCCCAUGGAACACUUUUAGUUCAGAUCCUACCCAUGAACGAUGAGCCUCCACAGUUAGGCUCAGUUCUGAAGUCCGAACUCUCCUGUAAAGAGGGAGGUCAAGUCCAGAUUACAGUGGAGUAUCUGUCUGCUACAGAUGCUGACAGCGAGGAUACUAGGCUUACAUACAUGCUUGCCAGAACGCCUGCACGUGGGGUACUACGGCGAAAUGGGGUCACAGUGGACAAGUUCUCCCAGCUGGAUGUGCUCAAUGGACUCAUCUUCUACCUCCACACAGGUGGUGAGAUUGGACCGGAUUCUGUCUCAGACACAGUCACUCUAAUAGUAUCAGAUGGAGAGGCCGGAACAAUGGAUGGCUGCUGCCAAGAGGAUGCUCUACCUCCACGUCCCCUUCAUGGCACACUUCCAGUCUAUGACCUCAACAUCACUCUGGUGCCUGUCAACAACCAGGCCCCCACCAUAACACUAGGUGGCAUGUUUGUGGUAAAUGAGGGAUCCAGUGCAUGUCUGUGUGGUGGGGUGUUGGAGGCCACUGAUCUAGACACAUAUCAAGACCAGCUCAUCUUUCACUUGGUGACACCACCUCAGUAUGGGUUCCUAGAGAAUACCCUUCCUUCCCCUGGCUUUGAGAAGAGCAAUGCUGGACUAAGAGUGGUUUCUUUCAGCCAGCUCCACCUCAGCUCGGGGUUCAUCAACUAUGUCCAGUCAGUGCACCAGGGUGUGGAGCCUACAGCGGAUUACUUUACCAUCAGUGUCAGUGAUGGGAUUCAGCGAUCAGCACCAUUGCCCUUCUAUAUCAUCAUCAACCCUACCAAUGAUGAGAUUCCGUCACUGCUGCUUGGCAACUUCACAGUCAUGGAAGGAGAGAUGAAGGAUCUCAGUCCAGAUAUUCUAAAUGCAAUGGACAUCGAUAUUCCAUCAGAUACUCUUACCAUUAACAUCCUGGUUCCCCCAGCCCAUGGAACCUUACUCAAUGGAAUAUACGGUCUUGAGAUGAGUCGUUAUAAAAACAUGAGCCCAGAGGUCCUCCAAAGAACCUUAGCAAUCCAGUCUUUUACGGUCCAGGAGCUACAUCAAGGAAUGAAGAUCAUGUAUUUGCAUGAUGACACGGAAACCCUCAAGGACGCUUUCACCAUACAGCUGACAGAUGGUGGGCACACAGUCCAGGAGACUGCGUGUGUCCGCAUCAUACCAGUCAAUGAUGAAAAGCCAUGGCUACUAAAAAAUGCUGGUGUUGAGGUUGAGGCCCUGGAGAGGAGAGUCAUCUCCAGUGUAGUGCUUGAGGCAGGGGAUCACGACACCCCCAGCAACCAACUUCUCUACAUUCUCAACACAGGUCCCAGAUUUGGCCUUAUUCAACUCAGGACAGAAACUGGAUGGAUUGACCUGAGUCCAGGUCAGAAUUUCACCCAGGAGGACGUGGAGAUGAACCAUCUGUGGUACACUCACACAAAAAUUAGUGGUUUCAAAGGUCACGACAGAUUUAACUUUGUUCUCAGCGAUGGAGACAACAAAACACCUCCACAGAGUUUUUUCAUCUCGGUUCGCACCGUUCAAAAGGGGGACAUUGCUCUCAUCACUAAACAUGUGACCUUGAUGGAAGGAGAGAGAGUCAUUCUUACUACUGACAUUCUGAUGGCAACAGACAGUGGAAGCAAGUCAGAUGAACUCAUAUACACGGUGUCCAACCCACCUGAACAUGGACACCUGCACAUGGUUCAAAGUCCAGGGGUUCCUGUGUGGUCCUUCUCCCAGAUGGAUGUAGCUGCCAAUCGGGUAUGCUACACUCAUGACAACAGCCAUUUUGCUGACCGUGAUUCCUUCAGCUUUGUUGUCAGCAAUGGUGUGACAUCCAAAAGUGGGAUGAUUCUAUUCACUGUGGAACAUAGUGACCGUAUCCCACCCACCCUGAGCAUCAACAAAGGCCUUCAGCUCACAGAGGGUACAGUAAAGAUCAUAUCCAUUAAUGACGUGAAACUGACUGAUCCAGACACAGCUCUGGAGAAUCUCACCUAUAAUGUUAUUCAAAGCCCACAAUAUGGCAAGUUGCUCUUGAAAGGAUUGCCACUUUCUAAGCCCCGUUUCACACAAUUGGACAUCAACAACAUGGAUCUAACUUACCACCAUCUGAAUGGGCGAGCUAAGAUCGACAGGUUCACCUUCCAACCCACUGAUGGAACAAACACAGGUUAUUUGGAGUAUGGCCAGCUGAAGACUGAGCCUGCAGUGUUCACUAUACAGAUAGAGAUAUUGGACAAAACACCUCCCAAUCUUGUAAAUAAACAGAUUCCAAGUACUGUGGAGAACCUUUCGGAUGACAAACAGGUUAUCUACAUCACCUCCAAAGAGCUGCAAGCCUCAGAUCCAGACAGCCCAGUAGACACACUCGAGUUCACAAUCACAAGGCCUCCGCAUUUUGGUUACCUUGAGAAUGCCCUCACAGGUGCCUAUAUCAAAGGGCGCUUUACACAGAAAGAUCUGGGCCAGAAAGCAGUGCGCUAUGUCAUACCUGCAGAUAUUGAAGUGACAGCAGACAGCUUUGAGUUUCAAGUCAUAGAUCCUGCAGGAAACACCAUGCUUCCAGAGGUGAUGGAAUUCAGGUGGUCUCGAGUGGAGAUGUCUGCUUCCUGUUACCGUGUUUGUGAGAAUGCAGGAACUCUAGCCGUGCAGGUGAUCCGCAGUGGGAAUAGCAAAGAUCCAGCAUACAUCGGCAUACAGGUAGAAGAGGGAACAGCCAAAGUUGGGAGAGACUUCACUCACAGUUCUGCCAGUCUAAUACAGUUUGAUGCAGGCGUACAUAACAAAAUGUGGAACAUUUACCUCAAAGACGAUGGGCUAGAAGAGAACCAUGAGAAAUUUGUGGUGGUUUUGCAGUCUCCAAAGAAUGCUAUUUUGGGACAGCGGAACAAGUCUGUAGUUGAGAUUGUGGAUCCUAGAAAUGGCAGGUGUAAUCCAAAUGACCUUAUUGUUGAAGAAGAUGAGAAGCAACAUCCUUUCCAAAGCCCCCCAAAUAUCCACGAACCGGAUCCACCACAAGUUGACGAAUACACUCCAGACCCAAGGACCGCAAUCCUUUGGGAGAACUAUCCGCCAAGAGGGGAUGUACCAUAUCGCACUCACUUCAGUCAUUACAGCGAAGGUAAACCUCAGGAUCAGGUCUUUAGCAGUCAAGGCCAGAGGCAGAUGCGGAUGCUUGGUCGAAACAGACACAAUACACAUCUGUCAGAGAUGGACAACAGAAAUCAAGAAAGAGUUUGGAGAUUCCAUGGAUUUAUCCCAAUGAGACCACAGGAAAAGAUGUCAGAACCUCGAGUCCACUCUGAACUGGAGAUCACUCCAAUCUGGAAUUGGUCUGGAUUUUCUUCUGACACCGGAGCAGUAGAGACUUUCCAGAGAGAUUCAGCCUUUUCUGUAAUUGAUUCAGGAGUGCGACAACACAAGUCUCAGAAGCCUGUAAUUAUUGGUUGUCCUAAUGGCUGGUCUCACUACCGGAGGAACUGUUAUAUUUUGGGUCCUGGUGUUGCAAGCUGGAGCAGCGCUCAACAUGCUUGCUUGCUGCUCGAAGGCAACUUGGCAAGUGUCCACUCGAAGACUGAUAUGAAGUGGAUGUGGAAGUUUGCUGGAAAGCAAGCAUUCUGGAUUGGUCUCACUGGUGGUCCAGAACAAUGGUCUUGGACUGAUGGCAGGCCUCUGACUUUCUCCAGACUCAAAAAGGAAAGGGUGACCGAUCAUCAGGACCAUGCUAGUUCUUCCUGUGUUUUGGCUCAGAACCAGAAGUUAUGGAUUCCAAAAAGCUGCUUUGAUGGAUCAGAGCACAGAUACAUUUGUUCAGCACCUGCACAAAUCAGUUAAAGAAGAUAUAAAAUCUUUUAGGAUAUUUAAUAAUGUUUUUCUUUCUUCUGAAUGAUUUAAAAAAAAAAUUAGCAGUCAAUGUGCUGAAUAAUUACGUUUUAAUUCACAAUGGCAUGCUUUCUUGAUGUUAUUAAAAUAUAAAUAUCCAAUAAUGUUGAUAACAAUAAAAAAAAAAGA